AACAUAGGGACUCCGACCUGACCUGACCUGACCUCUUUUCUGUUCAAAUAUCACAUAAAGUGGGAAAGUGAAAAGAAAGAUGAUCUCUCUCCUUUUUUUGGUCAUCCAGGACUAGGAGGUGGUGCACGAAAAUCGCAGGAGGACCCACUGUGUUCCCUGUCCUCAGCUCUGUUCCUAUUUCAAUCCUGUUGACACUUGAGAAAUACCACCCCCACCCCUCUCUCUCUCUCUCCAACCAUACCGUACGGGCAAGGAAGGAAGAGAGAGAGAAAGCAAUGCGUUUCUGAUUCAUGUAACUCUUAGUUUUUGUUGGUUUCUGGGUCUGACCGGUGUUCGUUCCGGCUCUUCUGAAGAAGCAGCUCCCUACCCAUUCUAACACGCUAUCUGAAAAGGAAGGGUUAAAAAGAGAACCCAGCUUUUCCCUCUUUGGCAGGUGGUUCUUCACAAAAAAGAUGAGCCUACAACACGUGAAAACUGCCUUUAACCACUUCACCGCCUCACAAGGCAUCAACUUUCUGUUGCCUCCUCCUCAGAUGGUGAGUUUGGUAGACGAGUUCGAGACACUGAGAAGCAGGGCAUCGAAAAGCCCUUGUGGUGACGACAGAGAAGGGUUUGUCGUGAAGAAGGGCUUGGAUUUGAAUGUGUGCGAGGAAGAGGAAGAAGCAGAGGAAGAGAUAGAAACAGAAGAACAGGAGCAAGAAGAGGAAGGAGCAGCAGCAACUAAGAGCUCUGGUCCUGGAAGGAACAGUGGAAGAACCAAGGUCUGUGCAAGAGGGCAUUGGCGACCAGCUGAAGACUCCAAGCUCAAAGAGCUCGUCGCCAAGUACGGCCCUCAAAAUUGGAACUUGAUCGCAGAGAACCUAAAAGGAAGAUCAGGGAAAAGUUGCAGGCUUAGGUGGUUCAACCAGCUCGACCCGAGGAUCAACAGGAAGCCCUUCAGCGAGGAAGAGGAAGAGAGGCUCUUGGCUGCCCACAAGAUGUACGGCAAUAAAUGGGCCAUGAUCGCCCGGCUCUUCCCCGGCCGGACAGACAACGCUGUAAAGAACCACUGGCACGUGAUCGUCGCGAGGAAGCAGAGGGAGCAGUCCAACAACGCCGGUGGCCGGAGGAGGAACCACAAGCUCCUCCCUCACCUUCAGACCAGAGGGCUCAAUAAUAUCGCGUCGGCGGCGAAGAUAAAUCAUGCGUGCAGCGACUCCACGACGAUCUCGAGCAACUUGAACGAGUCCGCUGUGUCGACCUGCACCGAACUCUCCCUCACUCCUUCUUCAGCCAGAGCACCGGCUCUUAGUUUUGCUCGGCCCUCGGAGUCCCGGAUGGGUUCAUUAGCUAAAAGGCCAGUAAGGUUCUGCAAUAACAUCAGAGCAGGCACUGAUAGUGAUGAUCAUAAUGACAACAGUCCUAGGACACAAGGGACAGUGACCGUUGGCCAAGAAGCUGAUCAUUGUGUAGUCUCGGACACGAACUCAAACGCCUCAGCAGCCGAGUCCAUGUGCAACGGCAAUCACGGGAGCAAUCACAUGAGUCUCUCUCCAGUAUCUGUUGAAACCGAGGAGAGUGGGACCGAAGAUGACAAGAUCGACUUGCCCUUCAUUGAUUUUCUUGGAGUCGGAGCUGCCUGAGCCUGACCCUAGCUCUGAGUGUGGUUUUUCGGUGCACAGAUAAUUGAGAGGGAGAGAGAAGAAGAAACUGGAAAAUGCAUUGAGUGCGAGUUAUGUUAUUGAUAGUUCAAAAGCAAUUACUAGUUACUGUAGUAGUAAGACUCGGAGUUACUAGCUACUUUUGUUUUCUGUCAGCAUGUGUGUCAACAACACAAGGAAAAAGCCACAAAUUUCCCUUGAGAUAGUCUUCAAAUUAAGGAAUGAACCCACACCACUGUAUCUUUGGCAUGGCCCUAUUACUACAAGACCUUGCGGUCAAUAGAGCUUAGCUUUUACCAGCAA
Syzygium oleosum is the source of this 1943-nucleotide messenger RNA. Its product is annotated as transcription factor MYB54-like. The coding region runs from base 453 to 1622 and encodes 389 amino acids. Lineage: Eukaryota; Viridiplantae; Streptophyta; Magnoliopsida; Myrtales; Myrtaceae. The transcript has 3 exons. Gene Ontology annotation, molecular function: DNA-binding transcription factor activity, RNA polymerase II-specific; RNA polymerase II cis-regulatory region sequence-specific DNA binding. Gene Ontology annotation, cellular component: nucleus. Gene Ontology annotation, biological process: regulation of DNA-templated transcription. The record is from RefSeq and is a predicted model, not a curated record.